UACUGUAAGUUAUGUGACUCCAACUUCUCUGUAGGUCAUGGUGGACGAAUCGACGUCAAGCAACAUUCUCUAACUGACCGUCACUCGGGACGUGCAAAAACUACACAGACAAAUCGAUCUAUUACCGAUAUGUUAAUCGGUAAAAAUUCUGAUAUAAUCAAAUCUGAAGUGAUGUUCACUACAAUGUUGGCAGAACACAACAUUGCAUUUCUAUUUGCUGAUCACUUUACUCCUUGGGUCCAAACAGUGUUUACCGACUCUACUAUUGCUCAGAAGUUCAGCUGCAAACGUACUAAGACUACCAGUAUCUUCAACAAUGCUAUCGCACCAGAUUUAGACAAGGAUGUGACUACUUUGUGCCAACAGCAGAAAUUUUGUUGAUGGUGGAUGAGAGCAAUGACAAAGGCGAUAACAAGUGUAUGAUUGUGCUCGCCAGAUUAUAUGACGCCAAACAGGGUCAAAUAUGUAAUAAAUUUCUGGGAAUUCCUACACUGCAACUUCAGUAAGGCUGAAGAUUUAUUUAAUACCAUUGAACAAGUUUUCACGGAAAGAAACAUUCCAUGGGCAAACUGUAUUGGUUACAUGAGUGACAAUGCAAAUGUCAUGAUUGGAGCAAAAAACAGUGUGCUUUCCCGAAUGAGACAAAAAAAUCCAAAUAUUUAUGAUCUUGGAUGCAUUUGUCAUCUUGCAAAUCUUUGUGCACAAGCUGGAAUCUAAUCACUGCCAAUUUCAGUCGAGGACAUUCUUACAGAUGUCUAUUUUCAUUUUCACAAUAGGUAAGUUAAAGUAUCACAAUGCUUUUUUAUUUGCUAUGAAAAAACCAUGGUAUGAUUGAAUCAAUUUGAUGGCAGUCAUAAUUGAAAAUCAAAACACUCAAUAUCCCACAUCAUAAGUAAUUAAAAUCAUUCUUAUUUCAGUGCCAAAAGAAAGGAAGAAUUAAAGGAGUUCCAAAACUUUACUGACACAGACCCAAUGAAGAUUGUCAAGCAUUGCGGUACACGAUGGCUUAGUCUGGAAAAAUGUGUUGGGAGACUGUUGCAACAGUGGCCUGCCCUCCAGAGCUACUUCGAAAGUAAUGCAGAGCGUGACUCCCCUGGCAGAGUAAAGACAUGUGCAGAUGCACUGCAGUCACACACAGUGCAUAUUUACUGCCUUUUCCUUGAUUACUUUCUGCCAGUGCUGAAUGAAUUCAACACUCUUUUCCAGACUGAUGUAUCUCUGAUAGGCCACCUCCAUACCCAGAUGCAGAGGCUGAUGAGAAGGCUCCUGGGCAAGUUUGUGCAGGUGAAGGAAAUUACAGCACAUACAGACUUGAGAAAUGUGAAGUUUCUUGAUCAGGAUAAACAGCUAGCGAACAACUUCCUGGCAAUCGGACUUGAUACCAGGACAUUCAUUUCCAAUCACUCUGAUGACCUCCUACCCAAAGAUAUUGAAACAGUAUUCAGCUCUAUCAGGACCUUUUAUGAAAGGGUUACAGAAAAGAUGUUGAAAAAAUUUCCGUUUGAUGACAAAGUUCUCCAGCAGAUGAAGUUUUUGAACCCUACAGAGAGGGAAUCUGUUACACAGAGUGAAGUUGGAGACCUUGCAGAGAGGUUCUUGCCUAAUAUUGCUCGCCAACUCAUUGAGGAUGAGGUGCUGGACUUCAUCCUGUCACCAUCAUCAUCCUUACCUUCACAUGACCCUGAAAAACCUGAAAGUUUCUGGAUAGAAAUUGGCCAACAAAAAGACCUUACUGGAAAGCCUUUCUAUAGAAAUCUUUCUCAACUUGCCCUUGCCUUAUGCAGCAUGGCCCACUCCAAUGCUGCAUCUGAGAGGAGUUUUUCCAUUCUAAGAAAAAUUCAAACUGAUUGGAGAGGAAACUUGUCCAACAAGACUAUACAUUCUUUGAUGUCAGUUAAAUUCAAUAUGCAUUCAGACUGUUUCAAUUACACUCCGACAAAUGCUGUACUGCAAAAUGCUAAGAAAGCAUGUGCUAUGUGACAGUGAAAAUGAUACAAAAGUGAUACAAAAAUGAAGUAAUAAUGUGACUGAACAUGAAAUUAUGUGUUUGUUUUCUAUUUUGUUUGUUAUGUUACAAAAAUGUGCCGAUAUUUUUGCCGCGCGUAUACCUCCCUUAUUUUUGACAAAAAUCCCUUAAAAUGGUUGUCAAUCUCCCUUAUCACCUCUAGG
Molecule: messenger RNA, 2169 nt
Organism: Pecten maximus
Lineage: Eukaryota; Metazoa; Mollusca; Bivalvia; Pectinida; Pectinidae
Exons: 4
Coding region: 973-1980 (335 amino acids)
Molecular function (GO): protein dimerization activity
Source: RefSeq, a predicted model, not a curated record